Molecule: messenger RNA, 1752 nt
Organism: Anneissia japonica
Lineage: Eukaryota; Metazoa; Echinodermata; Crinoidea; Comatulida; Comatulidae
Product: protein CCSMST1-like
Exons: 2
Coding region: 153-548 (131 amino acids)
Source: RefSeq, a predicted model, not a curated record
GCAGCAAAUGAAUUUAUUUCUAGUGUGGGAUUUUAUGUGCUGAAAAUGUUAAUGAAUAUUUCCUAACCAAGGCCUAGGAAAUUUAUUAUUAAAUUAGUGUUGAACUGCCGAAGAAAAGCAAGAUACCAUUUCAGCAGAUUGCUUGUAUCCACAUGUCUUUUCCUAGAUUAAACACGCUACUUAAAUGUUCUCGGCAUGGAAAACAUUUGAAUACCUUAAUAAAGAGAAGAUCGUUGAUGACAUCAACACAAUAUCUCUGCAGACAACAAACUGAAGAAGAGGAUCCGAACAAACCUUUAGUUUAUUCAAAAAGCAAGGCUGCUAUAAUGACUGUAGGCAACUCUUUUGGUGACAAACAUAAGCAACCUUUAAAAAAAGUACUAACCUUCUCCAUCACAGGCAUUGCUCUCCUAUUAUGGAUAUACACACGUGAAGAGACUGAAGUUGAUCAGAAAUUAAACAGGAGCCUUCAGGAUAGCUUGCCAGGGUUGUUUGAAGAGUCAAAGGAUAAUGAGAAUCACGAGAAGAAAUUAACAGUUGCAAGUUAGCCACAGUGGACUUCAAUGAUCAGUUCAAUCAUGGAGGCAAUAUUAUGUACAGUACACUUUGUACUUGCUAUAACUCAACACUUGUGAUGCUACCAUACCAUACUAUGCACCAAAGACAAAUUUUGAUUUUGCACACUUAUCAGGGUUGGAUUUAAGGGGAAAGGGGGAUUUGGGGUGGGUGUGGUUGGGCUGGCAUAGGCCCCUUUUGGGAAAAAAAAAUUGAUCGCGUCUAGUAAACAACAAUUUUGCAGGGGCAUCCCCGGACUCCCAGGGUGGUAUUAUCUCGAUCACCCCCCUUUCAGACAUCUUUGGAUACACCCCUGCUUAUACUGUACUGAAGCUGGACUGUGUGGAGUAGAUACAGAGUUGCAUAUUGUAUUGUAGAGUAUAAAUAAAUUUUGUUAUUGCUUGAAAAUUUAAGCCUACUGUUGUUUAAUUUUGUUAGUGAAUUUCACCUAAAUUUCCCACUGGUAGUACUAGAAUAUUCUCGAUGGCAGGGCAACGCCGUGAUAGACAGGGGAAGAGAUGUACUUUGGUGCAAAGCCACCACCCAAAUGAGAAAUUUAAAAAAAACAUUAAGGCGCUAGAUGCUCAGAGAGCAUCUUGAUCUAAAAAUGGUGUCAGCAUCCAAACUAUUUAUUACUGUACUGUAAUUUAUAUAGGCCUAUCCAAUUCAGGCAAACUUUUGAUAUAAAUGUUUGAAAGGGCCUGUAGCAGGGUCCCCACCCCCAUUACACCACCACUGAUAUUUGCCUAAAUCAAUUUCGAAAGUCUUCUUGUUUUCCAUUAAAAAUCUGCAAAUCCAAUUUUAUUUAUCAAAGUCAAACAAUUUUUCAAUGGCAUUUUGGAUUUGACAGUCCAAUUAAGAAAAGACCAGGAAUGCCUUCGAUUCCAAUUUGGCAUUCAAAAUAAUAUUAACAAAUGCACAGCAAUGAAUUUUAUGUACAGUACUGACAUGUACUAAUGAGAUGUGCAUGGCAAAUGUUGUGCAGUUGAAUUUUACUGUGGGGACUAUAGGCCUGGGACCCACUGUGCAAGACAAUUAUAAGUAGAGCGCAACAGAUUUGUUUUGACAAUAAAUCAUCAAAACAAUCCGUCGUGGCCAAUUGUUGCAUUCUUCAACAGUACAACGCAGUGAAUACCCAGCUUAAGUUUUACUGUAUUGCACAAGUUACUGGCAGUUGCGAAAUAGAUAUACAUGCGA